AUGGAUUUAUUGUGGGGAGUGGCCAGCUCAGUUUCAAGAGGCCGCCACCUCACAGGCAGGCCGGUCACAGGACUACAGCCUAACCCGCCUAAUACGUUGUACGGAGUUCGUGUACGCUUAUCGGCCCUGCGGGGUAGGAGGGUACACAAGCUGGCCUCGCGGUACGAUCUCAGCGUCGAUUCGUCCACCUUUGAGACGCGGGUAGCCGAAGUCUCGUCGGACGAGCCGCUGCUGUUCGAAGCCAUCCUUACCCUCUCCCUUGUGCAUCUCUGCAAACCCAUUGCCAGGUCUUGUCGUGAAUCUGCGGAGUUCCACCACAGGCACUGCAUCGCGCUACUCAUCGGUCUCGACAAGGGGCACCAGCUGCUCGAAGAUGGCGUAGCUCUUGCGGCAGCCUGCCCUCUGCGGGCGUACGAGUUCAUCGACGGCCAGAUUAUCAAUGCCGAGUUCAGUGCUACCAUUGAGCUGCAGAAUCUUGUCGCACUUUGUCUUAGCUAA
Molecule: messenger RNA, 498 nt
Organism: Grosmannia clavigera kw1407
Lineage: Eukaryota; Fungi; Ascomycota; Sordariomycetes; Ophiostomatales; Ophiostomataceae
Exons: 3
Coding region: 1-498 (165 amino acids)
Source: RefSeq, a predicted model, not a curated record